AUUAAAAAUCAGUCCAUUUUCUGAUAAGCUAAGAAAGCAGCAGCAGCAGCAGUACCAGCUAUAUUUCCUCGUUUCAGCACCAAGCUGUGAAUUUGUGGUUUAAACCUCAACAUUACUUCGCAGCCAAACCAUAUUUUUCCAAGGUUAUAAUCUUGAUUUAUAAGAAUGGGGUUGGAGCUUCAUAUUUCCUUAUCUAUAAUCCUUCCUUUCUUCCUCUUGGUGUUCAUCCUAAUCAUCACACUUUGGAGAUCAAAGACCAAGAAUUCAAACUCCAAGUUGCCACCAGGACCAAGGAAGCUACCCCUCAUAGGGAGCAUACAUCAUCUUGGAACUCUGCCUCAUAGGUCCCUAGCAAGAUUGGCAAGUCAAUAUGGUUCUCUCAUGCAUAUGCAGCUUGGUGAGCUAUAUUGCAUAGUGGUAUCUUCGCCCGAAAUGGCGAAAGAAGUGAUGAAUACACAUGAUAUCAUCUUUGCAAAUAGGCCUUAUGUGCUUGCUGCUGAUGUUAUCACAUAUGGCUCUAAGGGCAUGACCUUCAGCCCACAAGGAACUUAUUUGAGGCAGAUGAGAAAGAUUUGCACCAUGGAACUACUAGCACAAAAGCGUGUCCAGUCCUUCAGAUCAAUCAGGGAACAAGAGUUGUCAAUUUUUGUCAAAGAGAUAUCUUUGAGUGAAGGGUCACCAAUUAAUAUCAGUGAGAAGAUUAAUUCAUUGGCAUAUGGGUUACUAUCACGGAUUGCUUUUGGUAAAAAAUCCAAAGACCAACAGGCUUAUAUAGAGCAUAUGAAGGAUGUCAUUGAGACAGUUACAGGGUUUUCUCUUGCUGAUUUGUAUCCUUCAAUUGGACUUCUACAAGUUCUUACUGGGAUUAGGACUAGAGUUGAGAAGAUCCAUCGAGGAAUGGAUAGGAUACUUGAGAACAUUGUCAGGGAUCACAGAGAAAAAACUUUGGACACAAAGGCUGUUGGAGAAGAUAAAGGGGAAGAUCUAGUCGAUGUUCUUUUAAGGCUUCAGAAGAAUGGUGACCUCCAACAUCCCCUGUCUGACACUGUUGUCAAAGCAACCAUUUUGGACAUUUUCAGUGCUGGAAGCGACACUUCAUCAACAAUUAUGGUUUGGGUAAUGUCAGAGCUAGUGAAGAACCCAAGGGUGAUGGAGAAAGUGCAAAUUGAGGUAAGAAGGGUCUUUGAUGGAAAAGGAUAUGUGGAUGAAACAAGUAUUCAUGAACUGAAAUACUUGAGAUCAGUUAUCAAAGAAACUUUGCGUUUACAUCCACCUUCUCCAUUUCUGCUUCCAAGGGAAUGCAGUGAGAGAUGCGAGAUUAAUGGGUACGAGAUACCAACCAAAAGCAAAGUCAUUGUUAAUGCAUGGGCAAUUGGGAGGGAUCCUAACUAUUGGGUUGAGGCUGAGAAAUUUAGUCCUGAAAGGUUCCUUGAUAGCCCAAUUGAUUACAAAGGUGGUGAUUUUGAGUUUAUCCCAUUUGGAGCUGGAAGGAGGAUAUGCCCUGGCAUCAAUCUUGGCAUUGUUAAUGUUGAAUUCUCACUUGCAAAUUUGCUUUUCCAUUUUGACUGGAGAAUGGCUCAAGGGAAUAGGCCUGAGGAACUUGAUAUGACUGAAUCCUUUGGCUUGUCAGUAAAAAGAAAACAGGAUUUGCAGUUGAUUCCUAUCACUUACCACACAGCUAGAAGUUAAGGCCAUAACUAUUAUGUUAUUAAAAUGAGGUUGCUCUCAAACAUUUUAAUAGCAUGGAUUUCUUUUUUUUUUUUUUUUUGUGAAUGGAGCAUGGAUUUCAUUUGAUUGUUGACUAAAUCAAUUUGUUAGCCAAACUAACCACUCUCAAUCUAUAUCACCAUAUGGAUUAGAAUUUGUUAGUCAAUAGUCAAGAACUCUAUGCUAGUCAAAUCUUUGAAAUUUAUGUUGUGUACUUAUUAUUAGUCAUUGCCCAUAAUAACACCUAUGUGAAAUUUUG
This is a messenger RNA of Glycine soja, 1966 nucleotides long. Its product is annotated as cytochrome P450 71D10-like. The record is from RefSeq and is a predicted model, not a curated record. Lineage: Eukaryota; Viridiplantae; Streptophyta; Magnoliopsida; Fabales; Fabaceae. The transcript is spliced from 2 exons. Bases 166 to 1689 code for a protein of 507 amino acids. Gene Ontology annotation, molecular function: monooxygenase activity; oxidoreductase activity, acting on paired donors, with incorporation or reduction of molecular oxygen; iron ion binding.